Messenger RNA from Gigantopelta aegis, 3790 nucleotides. RefSeq names its product membrane-associated progesterone receptor component 1-like. The record is from RefSeq and is a predicted model, not a curated record. Bases 1 to 585 code for a protein of 194 amino acids. Lineage: Eukaryota; Metazoa; Mollusca; Gastropoda; Neomphalida; Peltospiridae. Gene Ontology annotation, cellular component: membrane; endomembrane system. The transcript is spliced from 3 exons.
AUGGCCGCUGGUGGGAGUUCGGACAUUGAAAGUGGAUCCAUGUCACGUUUUGUAUCAGAACUUUUCGGUAAUCCCGUGAAUUUGGUUCUUCUCGGGAUUUGUUCAUUUCUCGUCUACAAGAUAUUUUCUGGCAGGCGAAAUUCUGGACCUCCGGCACCGAAGGAACCAGAAUUAGCGCCGUUGAAAAAGCAAGAUUUUACAAUUGAGCAGCUGCGGGAAUACGACGGGAAAGCGAAAGAAGGCCGCAUUUUGAUCGCUGUGAAUAACAAGGUGUUUGAUGUCACUAGAGGAAAACGAUUCUACGGGCCAGGAGGACCAUAUGGUUUGUUUGCUGGAAGAGAUGCGUCCCGUGCUUUAGCAACGUUUUCUCUGGGUGAGGAGGCUCUCCGAGACGAAUAUGAUGACCUCAGUGACCUCAACUCGAUGCAGAUGGAGAGUGUGCGUGAGUGGGAGAUGCAGUUUACAGAGAAAUAUGACUAUAUUGGUAAGCUGUUGAAGCCUGGAGAACUCCCGACAGAAUACUCAGACACCGAAGAUGAACAGCACGAAGAGAAAAAAGAUAAAAAGGAAAAGAAGAAUGACUGAAUCUGUUGGUGAAUGUACUGUACCUGUGUAUGAGUGGGAACAUGUGUGUAUAUAUAGCGAGCUGGCAUUUGUUAAGCGGUUUCGGAUAGUGAGCGGUAAAGAGUAUAUGCUAUGCAUAAAUGGAUCUACAUGUAAGCUGCAUAUAUUUGUUUGGAGAUGAAAUUUAGCGCAAAUGUAUCCCAAUCAAAUAGGGAAAGGUGAAUUUUCAUGAACUGAUGAUGUCAUCCACUAAUUUUUGUUGGUGUGGUCAACUUGCCAUUUGGAUAUUGGGUAAAUUCUAUGACAUCUGCAUGUAGAUAUUGUUUAUUGGCUUCUUGACAGACAUUUUGCCAAUUUUAGGUUAAAAGACAACUUUUAACAUGAAUUGUUCCGACUUGGAUGGUGAUUUGUAACGUGUACAUUUUUUGUAUAGAUUGAUGAAAAUCACUAUGACUUGCUAUUUUUCUACAAAUAUUUUAUUGGGUUUUUUUUUCAAUAUUACCUUUUUGGGGGGAUUCAAAUGCAACACAUACUGAGAGUUAAUAUAAUGACGAUUUCCAGCCAGCCAGCCGACCCUGUUGGUUGAAGUUUGGAUACAGUUCAUAUUUGACCACAUUUCCACUUCCGCUUUGUCCACUUUGUUUAAAGACAUCCUUCUUGUGUAUGUUGGAAAUCUUUUGCAAUACAUUUUCAGAAUUUUAUUUAGUUUAACAAUGGCUUUGCCAUUCUAGUUUAUGUAUGUUUUGCUGAUUGUCUCAAAAGGUUCACUAUUUACAUAUAAUUUAACACCAUAGAAGCGCAACAUUUUUCUACUUUGUUUCAUUCAUUCAUUUAUUCAUUGAUUUGUUCACCCCGAUAUAAAAGAGACAAGAGACAGAUGGAAUUCCAGACACUUACUUACUAACCGCCUUUAGCAGGUUUGGUUAAAAGUGAUAAAAAGAGAACAUUUUACCGAGGAGAUCUUAGACUUCAUAUUAAUUUAUUGUCGUUGUUUAUUUAGAGAGUACUACAUGAGUGGUCAUUGCAUACCAUCUGUCUUACAAAGAGUUGUUUCAAUAUGUAUGUAAUGGUCAAGAAUGUAGUAUUCUAUUUCUUACAUAUCCUCCAAAAAAACUUGUAUCCAAUUUUAUACCAAUUUGGUUUUUUAGUACAGUACGGUACUGGGUAGUUAACAUUAGAGUCACAGAACAGUCAGUUUCAGGUUAAAUUAUUAUCACACAUAGAUUGGAUAUUUCCAUGUGAUACAAAAAAUUGCAUGGUAUUCUCUCUACAGGUGUAUAAGAAAUUCAGUUAUCAUGGAAAGAUACAGACGUUACACUCCUCUUAUCCUGUCAUUGGUUAAAUGUACGUGGUCAUCAAAAUGAAGGUCUUUUAAUUAUGAAAAUUGAUUUUAGUAUGUGUGAAUCUACUCACCAAUAAUACACAAAACAAUAUAUAACAUUUUAAAAGUGUAUAAUAGUAGCCGUAACAUAUGUGAUGAUUAUGAAUCUUCCAUUAGCAUAUUCAUUAGUGUAUCUCUGUAGAAGACCGAUCCCAGAAGAAGUUAUGACAGGCCUGAAUGUAUGCCGGCUUGACUCGCUGUUAUGUGUGUUGUUUACAUACGAGAGCUGAUAUUGACCAAGAUAGAGGAUUCCUACUCUGUAUUGGAACUGCCAGUUUAUAGCACUUCACAUUGAGCUGUGCACACGCUGUGGGUAGGAAUCAUGAGUGACUGAGCUGUACUCGCGGUGGGUGGGAAUGAGUAACUGAGACAUGCCCAAUCCUUGCCAGUCUUAAACUUAAUGUUCAAACCACCAAGCCACCAAAGAUCAAUGCUGGCAGUCCUUUUAAAGUGUUUUCUUUAUGUAUUAGUUGAUUACGUAGAUGCCAGACUGCAUAUGGGGCUAAUUCAUAUACGGGUCUCCUUUUUGUCCCAGUGUGUAUUGCAAAUAAUGUUAAGUGUUAAAACUAAAACAAUUAUUCAGUCUGGUGUAAUUUAGUAAUUGUGCUUAGGCCCUGUGCUGUUUAUGUACAGCUUUUGGUCUCUUAUUAUCUUCACACAUUUUAAGAUCACUGGCAACAGCGUUCUGGAUGAGACAAAGAUGAGACCUACAUAUAAAAUGGUCCUAUGGGACUUCAAAUCCUAUUCUGGAUCAAACCUGAUUUUUUUUUUUUCAAGUAGUAUUAGAAAGAACAGCAAUGAAUUACUGAUAUAAGACCUGGUACAAGUUGGUCUCAGUAUUACGUGUAUUUCUGUAGAUAACCAAGGCUGUACAUGUUCGUAGAGCCUGUUUGGAUUCUAGGGAUGUUCCACAUUUGAACAUAGAACCACAGAGAACUGAUGGAUGUAUGUAUGUAUGUAUGAUGUAUGCUGUAUGUAUGUAUGUAUGAUGGAUGUAUGUAUGAUGUAUGGUAUGUAUGAUGUAUGUAUGUAUGAUGUAUAUGAUAUGAAGGUCUAACAUGACCAUAUACGGCUUUUAGAUAAAAGAACUUUUGUUGUUGUUUUGGGCAUUACCAGACUUAAAGGGAUUUUCUGGUGAAACAUUUGUCAGUGUAAAUAUUUCAUGAAUAUUAACUUUAGUCCAGAUAAGUUAUUGAAAGAGCAGUUAUCGUGGAACUCUUCAGGAAUUCAGUUUCAGGUGGCAGUUACAUGUAGGUCAGAUUUGUUAAACUAUUCAAGGAGAUUAAAUGUCUCAAAUAUCAGGCUGUUUCCUGAUACAGCUUAAAUCCAAAUAUAAUUAUAAUAACAGUGUGUAUUUAAUCAGUGUUUGGGUUUUUUCUCUUGCUUUUUUUAAAAAGAAGAAAUCUACAGCAAAAUCUAGAUGUUAACUAUGACCAAAUUAAUGUUGAUUUCACGAAGUAGCCCAUCGGUUGUGUUCUAGUUCUGAGUAGCUGGAAGAGCUUGAUUACAAAGAUGAAACCAGUGACAAAAACAUUUGCUAUAACCUGACUUUAAAAAAAAAAAUCAUGCUAAAUCUCUUCUUCCCCCAUCCUCCAGACAUAAUGUUUGUCCAUGCUUAGGUCUUCCUGUUGACGCAUUGCUGAAAUGUGAUGUCAGGUUAUGACAAAACAAUUUUAGUUUAACAUCAGAUUCCUAGUCUGAGGAAUUCUUUGUUUUCCAUACCGGUCUCGGUGGCGUUGUGGUUAGGCCAUCGGUCUACAGGCUGGUAGGUACUGGGUUCGGAUCCCAGUCGAGGCAUGGGAUUUUUAAUCCAGAUACCGACUCCAAACCCUGAGUGAGUGCAAG